AUGGGAGGUUCAGGAGAGGCAUUCAAGCGCCUCCCCGCGCCUUUAUCUCCCCAGGAGCAACUGCGGCGUCUCCAACAGCACCGUCCGCAACAGAUAUUGCACCGCAGCAGCAGCAGCUCUAGCCUGCUUGGCGGCAACUACAGCUACCCAGUUUCGCUCUUGCGCACACGCACGCAACUUCCACAGCUGCAAGAUGGCACCCAUCUGCAGCUUCAACCUCAGCAGCAGCACAGCUCGCAGCACGAGGACCAGCGCCCUGUUCCUCUUAGAUCGUCGGAGGCGCAAACGGGGACUGUGCAGCAGCAGAUGUUGCUGCAGAGCACGCGCUUGCCGAUGGAAAGCCGUCUCCUCCUAGACACUAGACAAGACACAUGCACGCUAGAGCAGGAGAAAGAGAGACCCCACGCGCUUACUGCACCCACCUGUGUGGCAGCCGAGCCAAAAGGAGCUGCUGCAGCUGGUUCUCCAACGAUGCUGCAGACACGAACUGAAUCGCUACCAGAAACGCCGUCGUGCCGCGAAUCAGGGGGUGCAACAGCUCAGGAUCUCACAGCUGCGUCCUAUCCUGCAAAGACGGCGCAGGCAGCACAUGCUAUAUCCUCCGGAGAAGAGGCCCUGCAGCACGCCACAGCGACUACAGCCGCUGCUACUACCGGAGCAACAGCAGCAACAACGGCAACUGAGGCAGCAGAGGGGUUAUCUGGAGCAGCCGAGGCAGCUGCUCCGUCCUCGAAAGAAGACUCAGCAGCGCCAGGGGGACUGGAAAGAGGGCUUGGAGGGCCCUUUAGCGAGGAGGCAAUCGCUGCUCCUGCUAUUGCGGAAAAUGCAUCUGCUGCAUGGCGAACAAGGACGCCUCCCGCGAACAACCCUCGCAAUCAGCCAUCGUUGCAGCCUCCGCUGCCUACGCAGCAGCCACUGCAGCAGCGCUCGGCGCAGUCGCAGUGUCUCCAAAAUCAGCAGGCAUGGUGCCCCCCCCUGCCAGUGCCAGCAGCGCCUCCGCCGCAAAUUUGCCUCAUAGGGCCGCGUUUGUUGGCUAUGAGGAGCCCAUGGAAUCUUUCUACCUCGGGUGUGCUGCAGCGUAAUGGCAUCAACGAGCUAAUGCUCUAUCUGUGCAUGCUGCAGUCGUUGCUGCUUCCUGCCAGGUGGGGGGGCCUAAUGCCUCUAGGAGAUGCGGACUGCCCUGCUGCCGCUGCAGUGCUCCCUGCAGCAGCCGCUGCAGCGGCUGCUGCGGAGGGCAUGAGCGUCCUCACUGCAGCGGCAGAUGCGUCCCCUACUCCUCCGCCUUCCCAGGCACCCUCGCCGCAGCAGCAGCAGCAGCUGGUGAUGCUGCUGCUGCGCCGCUUCUUGCAGCAGCUGCCGACGCCGUCAGACGGCUCUUCCGGACUCACGCUGCUCAACGGACUGUACAGACACCUCCACAGCCUCAUCAAGAAGCAGCAAGAGAGUACGCCUGUUUGCAAGCCAGGCUUCUCACUAGUGGCGCAGGCAGCGGCGGCUGCCAGUGCUGCUUUGGAGAACGCGGCUGCCCUGGAGCUCCAAGGCGAGGAGGCUGCAGCGUUGCCAGCUGUUGCCGCAGCUGUUGCUGCUGUGGAGGCGGCAGCGGCGGCAGCAGCAGCAGCUGCUGCUACCACGGCUGCUGCUCCCUCCUUUCACUCUCUUGCCCCCUUCUCAGUCGAGAGUGGCCGUGCCGUCUUGCCUGCGGGCGAAAAGUCUGCUGGAGGGAAGUCUGCAGAAGCUGCAUCCCCUCUGCCAGCAGCGCAAGGCACUGGAGAUGGCAGCAGCUUCGACAUGAAGCGUCGCGAAGCCCUACGACAGCUUGGACGCCUCUUAGCUUCUCCCCCCGUCAUUGUCGUCUUUGAUAUCUAUUCUCGAGGGAGCACCACUUGUUGUCGUAACAACGGCGCUAGCGGCAGCCACGCAAUUGGCGGUUUGCAGCAGCGCAGCAGCGGGAGCUGCAGCGGCAACGCGAGCAGGCAGGCCCCUUGCCCUUCGAGCGCUGUAGCCUCAACUCCUGCCUCCAUCAGCAGCGGCACUAGCAGCCUGGCAGCGGAAUUCGGGGAGGCCUUUGGGUGGCAGAUUCUCGAGUUCAGCUUGACGGAAGUGGGGUCCCCCCCCUUGCAGCUGCUUGUGGAUUUCUGCUCCUCUCUCCGCUUUUGGCUGCAGCUCGACAGACACCUGAACCUCGCAGUUGUCAACUUACACCCCAAAAGCGGCUGUGGCGCUCUGCUCUUGCUGGCAUGCGCAGCCAUGGCGUGCGGCAGCAGCUUAGGCGCAGCAGGCUGGAGCUUGUCGCAGCACCAGCUCCUGAAGAUGCUGGGAAACGCCUCGCUCGCCGCUCAAGACUGUACCUUCACUCCCCGAAAUCUCAAGCCCAGCAGUGUGAGCGGACAAGGGGGAGGCGGAGUUUUGCACUGGAAGCCAGCCGAUCGCUGGCCCCCCUCGUGUCGGCGUUACCUCUCGUAUUUUGAGAGUCUUCUCCGUCAAGGCUUUGGCAGCUCCUCGAGAGAAGAAGGAGGCGCGGGAGGCAAACUGCAGGCGACAGGAGUGGAGGCUCGUAGCGUCCGUCUGAAGAAUGUGCUGAUCGAUCACUUUGCUGCGCCCGCUGCGCUUAUUGUCGUCGAGGUGUACGAGCUUGCCACGUGCUGCUGCUGCUGUAGCGGCUGCUGCUCCAGGAGGCAAGGAUCUGAAGAGCAAAGCAGCGUGCUGGUCCGUCACUUUUUAGCGUCGAGCGCAGGAAGCGCAGCCACAGCUGUGCCUCUGGUAGCUUCCGGAGAUUCUUUGCCUCUUGGACACCCCGUUCGGCAAAGUCACAGCAGCAGCAGCAGCAACGGAUCUGAGGAACAAGCACCUUUAGUAUCGAUGCCUUCUGCCACUGCUGCGCAGCCUUCUCAGCUGCAGCUUCCCCAGCAGCAAGAUAUGGGGGGCAGCCGAUCGCAGCGUAAGGGCUUUGCCGGCUACUUUCUGAAGCAACGCACUCCCGGAAAAUCCCAGCAGCAACUGGAUGGCUGCGCAAGCGAUGCCUCUCAGAUCCAUCACCCCUUCCUGCAAGCGUUGAGACAGCAGACACAGCUGCUUACGGAGUGUGCGGGUGCAGCAGCAUCGGCAGUGGCGGCAAUCGAGAGCGCAUGCAGCCCCGAUGACGUCCCUUUGCUGUUCGAUCCAGGGGGGCCUCUCGGCUAUCUAGGGGCUUGCUGCGACGCCUACGUGUCUCUACCUAUCUCUGCUCCGUGUCUGAGCAGCAGCAGCAGCAGAGUAACGUGUUGCUGUCCAGCAGUUGCAUCUGCCUGUCGCAUGUCUUGGAGCAGCUCCGCGGAUGACACUCUGUCAGACGGCGGUUCUCCAGCCUCCGCAGCUGCCGGAGCAGACUGGCCAGUGUCUCCUACGACGUCAGGAGAGGCUCCACACGCUGCAUGCGAAGGCGGGAGGGGGGCCCUUGCAGCUGGGCGUGCCCUUGCAGCUUUGCAGCAGAGACAGCUGCAGCAGCAUUUGCAGCAGAGACACCUGCAGCAGCAGCACCAGCGGGAGCUGCACACGCACUUCUCUUUGCAGGCAUGCGCUUCGGAUUACCAGCUGAUGGCAGCAGACUCUCUGUCGGACGGAUCUGCGUCAGCAGUCUUCGACUUUGCACACGCGCGAGAUGGAAGCCCCCGACACCUUGUGCUUUCUGGAGAUGUCUUAAUUGCAAUACGGCAGCUUGUGCCAAGGCUUCCAGUGACUAAGAACCCUGCCGAUAGUGGAGGCUCACACCUCCUGCAGGGGGCGUGUGAGGGUUUGCGGAAAGCCAACUCGCACCGCAGACACUUGCAGCAGCAGCAGCACAUCUACGCCACAUACUCGCUGCACACAGGGUUUCUUCCUUCCGAGCAGUCCGUGAUUGAGCUGCGGGGAGAGGACUUGGACUCGUCUACCCCACUUUCUCAGCGCCUCCGUGUGUCACUCAUAUUUGAGCAUGUGGAGAGCGGCCCCAGCAGCAGCAGCAGCAGCAGCAGCAGCGCCUCUCGCGUUGCUCCUUGCAGUGCCUCCUCAACGACUGGAGAAGGGCAGCGAGAAGAAGACGCGGAUAUCCCUCCUUCGGGCUUCGUUGCUUCCGCAGCCGUCUCCACUGAAGCAGCUCACUCGACAGUGGGGUCAGCCCCCUCUGCUGGCAGCAUCAGCAGCAGCAUGAGUAGCAGCAGCAGCAAAUCGCCACCGAGCAAGUCUCUGGUCAGCGGUAUUAUGUCGUCUUUGUUGCGAUGGCAACAGCCAAGGGACACCCUCGGCCUAAGCAGUGGCACAGACCUGCAGCACAGGCAGCAGCAGCAGUUGCAUGCCUUUGAACUCCAUGCAUCCCGCCGCGGCAGCACCUGCAGCAGUACGAGUGGCGCUGAUAUUGGGGGGGCUUCUCUGCUGGGAGCUGCAGAGCACGCAUGCGCUGCAGCAGCAGCCUCUGCAGCAGCGCAUGCAGGGGACAGCAGGACUGCAGGCUUCCAGCGACAUCUGCACAUCACGAAGCGUCCUACGCCGAGCCGUCGAGAGUUUGCGGCAAGGCAUUGUCUUCGGUUAGAUCCUAGGCUUCUCCAGAUGCUUGUGGAGGCUUCAGGCUGCAGCAGCGACAGCUGCGCCGUUGCCCUCAAGCUGUGCAGCAACGAUUUCUCGAUGGCGAUGAGCCUGGUCUCGUAUUACUUCGCUGCUGCGGGUGCUGCUGCUGCUGCCUCUGCCGCAGCUCACGCCACUCGGCUGCUGCAGCACGCGCUGCCGCCUCCGUGGCUCCAGCAGCAGCACCUCCUGCAAAGGCAGGUGUCGCAUUACUUACAGUUGCAGCAGCAGGAGCAGCAAGGGCCGACUCCGCGAGCGACCCCAGCAGAAGGGCCUUCAGUCAUUACGCCUCCCCCCCUGCAGCAUCCCCAAGAGAGCACCUCGACAUUCGGGGAGGCUUGCGCAGCCGAUCGGGGGAAUGGAGAGGAGGAGCUUCUUGGUACAGGCAUUCCAGGAAGCCUUGCUGCCCCAACGACAGGGGUAGCGAGGACGUUGCCACUCUUGCAUAACCAGCAGUGGAUAAUACAACACCAUCAUCAGGGGAGCUUGCAUCAGCCCCCCCCGGUGUCUUCUCAAAGGCCCUCACGAAUAGCUCCGGUGCCUUUGAGGCCUGGGCAAAGCCGACGAUUGAAUGCUGCAGUGUCUCCUACAGCGGCUGCAUCCGAUGCUCCUGCCAUAAGGCCACUGCUCCCCGCUGCGGCGCUCGAGGCGGAGUAUUCAAAAGCUACGGGUUCACCACCAGCCUCCACUGUCGCAGCUCUAAGCAACGUCGGUGAAAUGUCUUAUGACGCUGGAAAGCCUGGAGCGCCUUUCGGCCCUUCUUCCGUCGAAAGGGGGGGGGCUGCUGUCGUGUCGAGCAUUGCUGUUUCGCAUGUUCUCGCUGACUCUUUCCCCGAAGCCAAAGCUGCGACUGGCUCUGCAGCUUCGCCUCGGAAAGGUGUAUUCGCCGCGGAGGCAGCGUCAGGGGAGGCCAGCCUUGGUGCCGCUGCAGAGGGGGCAUUCGCAGCAAGAGAGCUUCCUGCCUCGAAGUCCGCUGGCGGCAGGAGCAGUUCCACUACGCUAGGAAGCACUGCAGAUGAGGCUACCUGUUCGAUCUUAGGUGCCUUGAGUGUUUCGACUCUGGAGGCUGCCCUUUCGAGCUCGGUGAAGACGCCUUCUCCUGACGGAGAACGGCCGCGAGCAGCGACCAGUAGAGAGCCGCCGCCCUCGGAAGGGGCGGAGGCUUCCCCAGAGGGAGCAGCAGAAGGACGAAAGACGCCGUGCGUGGGGUUUUUUCCGGCAGCGUUGGUAUCUGCACACGCGUCUUCAGGUGGAGAAGCAUCAGGCACUACAGCGGCGCUGUCCUCCCUGCCCUCUGCUGGACCUGCCGGAUCGAGUAGCCAGCUUCUUGCAAUUCAGCUGCCUGAUGGACGGGUGCUGCGUGUGUCUCUUCCGUCGGAUGUGGCCGUGGCUGCAAAUCUUGGAGCAGAAGGCACCGUUGUACGAGCAGCAGCAGCGGCCGCCAGCUUUCCGGGAGUCUCCGCAUGCGGUGACGCCGCUGCCUCCCCCCCCUCCUCCCCUCCAAAGGAUGCGCAGAUGUCUGCAGCAGCAGGAGGCUCCCCCCAAACCCUUCCUGCCGCAUCUAAAGGCAAGGCACCAGGGCAACCACCCCCCAGGAGGCCUCCUCCCCCCCCGUUUACGACAGCGGAAGCUCCUGCUGCAGCGGGGAAGGCAAACGCCUCGAAGCCGCCCCCCCCCCCAUCCGCCAAAGCCACCGCAAAGGCACCAGGACCUCCGCCUAAGGGCUUUCCGGGAGGAAAGAGGCCUCCGCCUGCGGCUGCAGCAUCGAAGCAGCAACCGCUCGCAGAGGCGGCGCUGCCACUUGGCCGCAAGAUACACUGGAAGGCGCUUUCAGGAGAUAAGAUCCAUGGGACAGUCUUCAGCGAGAUGCCCGCCCUUGGCCCCUUAGGACCCUCCGCGCUUGUAGACGGUGCUGCUCUGAGUCGCCUUUUCUCCCGAACGCAGUCUUCAGCCGCAACAAAAGCGGCUUCGAAGAGGGCAACGAAGAGGCCGGAAGUGCAGCAAGUCAAGCUGAUCUCGAGCAAGCGCGCUCAGAAUGUUGCCAUAGUUCUUGCCCGGCUUUCGCUCUCCACCAAGGAAGCAGCUCGGCGGCUGCAGUGCCUUGACAGCAGCGGCUUUUCGCUAGAGCUUCUCGAUCGGUUAGAGCAGGUCUGUCCGUUGCCGGAGGAACUCGAAGCUUUCCAGGCGUACUUACAGCAGCAGGAGCAACAGCAGACAUCCGAGGAUCCGAAAGCGGAUUCAGCAACCACCCCUCCUCUGCGCGAUGUAGAGGCGGAAAUGCUACCACUCGUGCGGCUUACUGGAGUUUCUUUGCGGACUCGCGUCGUCCGUUUUGACCUCUUAGCCCCAAAGACGCUGAAGGAGCUAAAUGACGCUCUUGACCUCGUGGAUCAAGCAGCCGAGCAGGGUCGCAGCAGCCGCAAGUUUCGCGUGCUUCUGCAGGCUGUGCUGCAGUGGGGAAAUUAUGUAAAUCACGGAGUUCGACUUGCUGCCACCCCGGAAGGCACACAGUCUUCAGAAGAAGGCGGUGCAGCGGGAGACAGUGCACGAGGGCUGCCAGGAGCUGCUGCCUCGGUUGAGGCUCUGCCGACGCGAGGGUUUGCGUUGACCUCUCUCCUGAAGCUGAUGGAAUUUCGCAGCACCGUCGACAGCCGCCUCAGCUCGCUGCACUACAUCCUUGUCAAUCUGAUGGCGUCUCUGCCGGAUUUGAGGCUGGAGGGCUUGCCCGAAGAGAUGCCCCUGGUGGAGGAGGCAGCGCGCCUCUCGGAUGAGGCGUUGGAUGUCGCAGCAGCGUUGCUGCAUCGCGAGACGCAGUUUCUUUUGCAGCAAAUACAGCAGGCAAAGCCGUCGAACGAGUUUUGGGGCCCUUCAGAGAUCGAAAAGCUUCGCCGCCUCCACGGGGAAGCUGCCUUAGGCUUUCAGGGAGUCCGGCAGAGGUAUGCAGCGAGCAAAGAACGCGUCACAGAGUUGGCUCGAUUUUAUGGAGAGGAGCCACAAAGGCCGAGUGCUGCGGCAGCCGCUGCGGCGGGGGAAGGGUGGGGUGGUCUUAUGCGUGCUUCGCCCUUCUCGACGCUAGCCGCCAUCUUGGUAACCUUUAAGCAAACGCUAAGGGAUAUACAGCAGCACCCGAAACGGUACGCCGUCCUGCUUGCCACCAAUAGCAGCACCAGCGACCCCAAGCAGGGGAAUGCGGAGGAGGAGCGACGAGGCAAAAAAGAGGCCCCCUCCGCAGGGGAGUCAGCGUCUCCCGGGGAGCCUCCCUUCGCAGCUGCCCUCCCAAAGAAGGAUCAAGGGGCCACUUUCAAAGCCCCAGCGAUAGCCGCAACGACAGGAUCACAACUGCAUGCACAUUUCACCCGCAAAUGCAGUGAUCCUAUUGCCGCUACGUGUGCGACACCGAGAGGCCUUCGCGGGCUUGGCGCGGCUCUAAUGCAGCCCGAGCACCACCAUCACCAGCCUUGUACCCCCCCGAGACGAAGCGCGAGCUACUCCGCAUUGGCACCGCCCCAGAGCUCUCUGUCUUCCUCAUCGAUGGAGCGCAAGAAGAAGCAGCAGCAGCAGCAAGACCAGCAACAGGCAGUGCCGGUGGAGCAGACGAACUGCUGUGCAGUGCAACAGCCUCACGGGCACGAAACGUCUGUAGCUGUGCGCCUUCCCGUCAGCGGUCCUCCGAGCGCAAGUGAGGGAAUUGCUGCCAGCGUAGCGGCAAGCGGUCCUGCAAAUCCCAAGGACGCGCAGGCGAAGCGCCCGCACGGCCUUACUGCUGCUGCUGCUGCCGCUCUACUAGCGAAGAGCAACUCAAAGUUGGACGCGAAGAGCUACCGGGCAUCGCUGCAUGCUCUGCUGGAUGAACCGUCUUUUCCGGCCCUGGACCUUGCAGCCUCUAUUAACAAGGCGCUGUUUGUUCGGGAGCUUUCUGGCGAGGAGGGAAGAGGCUCGGAAUUGCCUGCAGCAGCAGCAGCAAACGAAGCUGCCGGAGCGUCGGUCGAAAGCCACAGCACGCCACGUGAGCCCGCCAAAGCGGCUGAAAGGACGCAGCAGAUGCUUAGAGCAGUACAGGCUCCCCUUCCCGCAGUUGCGACUUCGCCACGUCUUCCAGGGAACUUAGGAAAUGACAGCGAGCACCAGAAGCGAGCUGUGGCGUCAGUGGGAAAUGUUCAGUUCUUUCCACCCCGCGUGGUUCCCAAACAGUUGCAGCGGCUACCGUCAACUCCUCCCCAUGUUUGGCGUCCAAUACUGAGGCCUCGGCUGCCGCCUCCCGCCGUGGUCCCCGGAAAGUAUCCACGGGGCUCUCAAAAUAAGGCAGUUCCCCCCACUAUCGGGGAAGGAAGGGGCAAACAGCAGCCAAAUGCGCAGGAGAGGUAG
Messenger RNA from Cyclospora cayetanensis, 8940 nucleotides. RefSeq lists its product as uncharacterized. The coding region runs from base 1 to 8940 and encodes 2979 amino acids. The transcript is spliced from 15 exons. Lineage: Eukaryota; Apicomplexa; Conoidasida; Eucoccidiorida; Eimeriidae. The record is from RefSeq and is a predicted model, not a curated record.